CAGAGGCAGAGCAGCUACUGUACUUUCAAGUUUUUAGUCUUAAACCCUAAACCCUGAGAUCAAUUUCAUCGAUAAGGACUUGUUUGGCGAAAUGUAUCGGUUCGCUACUGCUGCCUUGGCUUCCAGAAAACAAGUGUGUAGUAGGAUAUUAUCUUCCAGAAAUUAUGUUGCUAAAGACAUCAAUUACGGAAGCGCGGCACGGAUGGCUAUGUUGCAAGGUGUCAAUGACCUUGCUGAAGCUGUUAAGGUCACUAUGGGUCCCCAGGGUCGUAAUGUGAUAAUUGAGAGUAGCCGUGGGAGUCCAAAGGUUACAAAAGAUGGUGUGACAGUAGCUAAAAGUAUCAAUUUCGAGGAUAAAGCCAAAAAUGUUGGUGCUGCUUUGGUGAAACAGGUGGCGAAUGCUACUAAUACUGCUGCAGGAGAUGGUACCACUUGUGCCACUGUAUUGACCCAAGCAAUAUAUGCCGAAGGUUGUAAAUCGAUUGCUUCUGGCAUUAAUGUUAUGGAUUUGCGCAGUGGUAUAAUGAUGGCAGUUGAUGCUGUAAUAUCCAACUUAAAGAGCAGAGCAACAAUGAUUAGCACACCAGAAGAAAUUGUCCAGGUAGCUACUAUCUCUGCCAAUGGUGACCGCGAAAUUGGUGAAUUAAUAGGGCGGGCAAUGGAGAAAGUUGGAAAAGAAGGGGUCAUUACAAUUGUUGAUGGUAAUACUCUGGAUGAUGAGCUAGAAGUAGUGGAAGGGAUGAAACUAGGGAGAGGUUAUAUAUCUCCAUACUUUGUUACCGACGCGAAGACUCAGAAAUGUGAACUAGAAAAUCCCUUGAUUCUUAUUCAUGAUAAGAAAAUCUCCGACAUGAACACGCUUGUAAGAAUAUUGGAGAUGGCUAUAAAGAGAAAACGACCACUUCUGAUUAUUGCUGAGGAUUUGGAGAUUGAUGUACUGGCUAUGCUCGUUCUUAACAAACACAGGGCUGGUGUUAAGGUCUGUGCUAUCAAGUCUCCUGGUUUUGGGGAUAAUAGAAGAGCCAAUCUGGCGGACAUUGCAGUUCUUACCGGAGGAGAGGUUAUCAGUGAAGAACGUGGUUCAAGUCUUGACAAAGUCAGCAUUGACGUCCUUGGCACUGCAAAAAAGGUAACUGUUUCUCUUGAUGACACACUAAUUCUACAUGGAGGCGGAGAUAAGAAGCAGAUAGAGGAAAGAUGUGAAGAGCUAAGGGUCACAAUUGAGAAGAGUACUGCCAUGUUUGAUAAGGAGAAGGCACAAGAGAGGCUAUCGAAGCUCUCUGGUGGUGUUGCAGUUUUCAAGGUAGGAGGGGCUAGCGAGGCAGAAGUUGGAGAAAGGAAAGAUAGGGUCACAGAUGCUUUAAAUGCUACAAGGGCUGCUGUGGAAGAGGGCAUUGUCCCAGGUGGUGGGGUUGCUCUCCUGCAUGCUACCAAAGUUUUGAAGGACCUUAGAACUGUUAAUGAUAGCCAGAAAAGAGGCGUCCAGAUAAUUGAGAAUGCUCUGAAGACACCUACUCAUACAAUAGUUUCAAAUGCUGGUGGUGAUGGCGCCUUGGUUCUUGGCAAGCUAUUGGAACAAGAUGAUCUCAAUAUGGGUUAUGAUGCCGCCAAAGGUCAGUACGUUGAUAUGGUGAAGGCGGGGAUUAUUGAUCCACUGAAAGUUGUUAGAACAGCCUUAGUAGAUGCUGCCAGUGUCUCUUUAUUGUUGACAACAACGGAAGCAUCUAUUGUUGAUCGGUUGGGGGAGAAGAACCCUUUGGCUAAUCGUAUGCCCGACAUGGAUGCUUUGGGUUAUUAAUGAUCUCAACACGGAAGAUAUGUUACAUACUUGUUAGUCCUAGCUAAUCGAUUAUAAUGCAAUUGUACAAUAUAGACUAUAGAGCUUAUAGCCUUAUAUUCUAUUGAAAAACUGAAGCACUAUACGGGUUUUGGCACAAAUGUGGCCAUCAAACUUUAGUAUUCUGGUUUGCAGAUGUCAUAUUUGUUGUAAGGGCCUUGCAAUGGAAAAUUCAAAUAUGUAUUGCAAGUUUGCAACAC
Daucus carota subsp. sativus is the source of this 2037-nucleotide messenger RNA. RefSeq names its product chaperonin CPN60-like 2, mitochondrial. The record is from RefSeq and is a predicted model, not a curated record. Gene Ontology annotation, molecular function: ATP-dependent protein folding chaperone; ATP binding. Bases 92 to 1798 code for a protein of 568 amino acids. Gene Ontology annotation, biological process: protein refolding. NCBI's taxonomy places the organism in Eukaryota, Viridiplantae, Streptophyta, Magnoliopsida, Apiales, Apiaceae. The transcript has 17 exons. Gene Ontology annotation, cellular component: cytosol; mitochondrion.